GUGUUUAACUGUUAGUCUGUUUGUGUGUGCUGACUGGAUGUAGACCUGGAGCAGCUGCUGACUAUGGAGCUGAAGGAGUUUUCUGAUGGAGACAUGACCGUAGCACUCACUUCAGUGGCUACAGAUAAGGAGGACUGGCAUGAUUAUGUGGAUGAGCUGAAGUCAUUCAGUGAAUGCCGUGGCUAUGAUUGUCUGGUGGUUCUCUUGUCCAUCAGUGAUAAACUUCAUCAUCCUCGCCAGCAGGUGGCUGUCUACUCAAACAACACUGAUAUCCUAAACCAGAUCUGCUGUGAGUUGGAAGAAUCUUCCAGCUGGUCUCUCUCUGGUGAGAUGGAGUCCAGGGAGACUCUCCAAAUAUACCACAUCCCUAUAAACACCUUAUCUUCUGGUACUCCUCCUCUGCUGGUAGAAGAAAUACAGGGCUUCCUCAAGGACUUUGUUGAUAGGCGGAGCUCUGUAUUAGCCUGCAACCCCAGCAGCAGGACCUCUUCCACAGAGGGAGUGGCAGGCAGCGUAGAGUUCUCCCAGGGAUCAUCUGGUAUAAAUGACAUGGAUGGUUCUGACAUAGAGAGAGCCGAGGGAGGCAGUGGAGAUAUGGUGGCAUCAGCAAGGGUGAUAGCAGAUGGUGAAGAGGACACAGGAGUUGUAGGAGUUGAUGGUGGUGGGGAGCUUGUGAGCCCUGAUAGUGGUAUGACCACCAUCCGUAGCAGUCGCUCCUCAAAGGAGAGUUCAGUGUUCCUCAGUGAUGACAGCCCAGUCGGUGAGGCUAUAGCAGGAGGGGGGCAAGCAGCAGGGCCAGGAGGACUCUUCCUGAGAAACCACUCUCCCAUGGGGCAAUCGUCCCUCUCCCCUCCUGUCCCACCUGAGAGAAGGAAGCACCGUUCUAGUGGAAAAAAGAGUGACAACUCUGAUCUGUUUGGUUUUGACCCACUUCAUAGCAAUGGUCAGUCUAUGCCAGCAGGAGGGGGACUGGCAAAUUCUGGAGUAAGAGGAGAUGAGGGAGAAAAAAGAGCAGAGAGCUCAAGCUUUUCAGAACUUGAAGAACUGAGCUUGCUGGAUUUCUCUGCUCCCAAUUCACUGGGAAAUUCUUCAAUUGACCACCAUGGCCUAAUCCUCAGGAAUGACACAAUUGACACCAUGGUUCCCCCAACCCCAGUCAACAGCGUGGUAGGUAGCCGCCCACCCAGCAGUUGUGGAGUAAGGUUCUUUCCAGAAGAUGUGGUUGAAAGAAUCAGUGGCCUGCAGCACAAGGACAGUGUGUCAUCAUCGUUGUCAGAGACCUGGGAUGAACUUGGCUUUGACACACUGGGAGCAGUGUCCUCAGGUGAUAAUAACAUCUGGAAUAAAACCAAAGAAAGUGAGAGUCCACAGAAUACUAUGGACGAGGUUAUUAGGAAAGAGUCAGUGGAUGAUAUGACAGAACAAAAAAGCAGAGAAGAGAUCUUACAGUCAGAGAAUGCCCACCAAAGGCGAAGGAGCCUUGAACCCCAGCUUAGUCUUAUCACUGAGCAAACUGAAUCUUAUGACAACUUCAACCCAGAUUCGAUACUUAAGGAUCAAUGGAACCCUGUUACUUUGGCUUAUCUGCAAUUGACACCACCAGAGGAAGAUGUAACUGCAAAAUGCAGGGCCGGUAUAGCCGGAGCGAAAGAAAAAACAUCCUCAUUUUCAAGAAAGAAAGAAGUCCUAAACACUUUAACACCAGACACAUCUAAAGAAGAGGAUGAAGGGGCACAAGGAAAAAAAGGGGACAGACAGAUGGAGCUCCUGGACUUCUGGACGUACUCAGCUCAGAAGGGAUUUCUCAAAUCAGAUAGUGGAACCACCACAUCUUACCCUGAAUCACUGGAUAUGUGGAAUAUGACAAUUCGAGAUGACAGUCUAUCACCUCUCACAACCCCUGACAACUUGUCUGAAACAUCAGGUUCUUUCUGUGGUGUAAACCCCAAUGUUGGUACUGGCACAUCCCUGGAAAGUCCACUAGCAUUCUCUGAUAGUGGAAUGGUGAUGUGGAACACCACCAUUCGGGAAGACAGCUCUUCCACAAUAACAAGCCCUGAAGCACCUGAAAAUGGAAAGGACCUCAGUCACAUGGAAUCACUGGAUGUUAACGAUUCUCCUGAGACCAAUGCGAAUAAACAGGUGGAAGAAGAAAAAGUUGUAGAGGAGGACAGAGGCAUACAUAAAAUGCUUAGUCAGGCUCUGGAAGAAGUGGGAUGGAGAGGUCAUGACCUCACACACACUGUGAAAAUAGUGAUAGAGGCAGCCGAAGUUGGAACACAGGGCAAACAAACAGGUUGCGAUGGUGACCAGGGUGUUCAGAGUGUCUCGCAGAACUUAACAUCUGAACAUUUAGAAGAUGAGAUGUCAUCCCACUGUGGUACUGACAUGUGGGAUUUACCUGUCCCUGGCAUGGUCACCUCCACUUCAGAAUAUGACAAUGUAGGAGCAUGCACUUCAAGUCUCUCAUCUUCCCCUGAAACCUAUGCUAGUCCCAUAGUAGACUUGAUACAGCUAGAGGAGCAAUCUAGCCCUUUUGUAGCUGUGACACAACCUACACACACUGAUGAAAAGCACUAUCAAUUCCAAAAGGGCGAUUCUCUGGGAAAUACUGAAUACAAAGCAGUAAUUUCAGACAAGGAACAGCUAGCCAACCAGGUAUUCCUAUUUGAGGGAACUAGCGAGUUGAAUCACAUGAACAGGAGUGGGGGAAGUUCAGUUGAGAGUAAGUACGACAACAAAAGUGGAGAAGAUUUAGAGGAAGUUGAUUGGAUAGAGCAACCAGGUGAUCAUUCCCCAUUUGUUUUGGUGGACUACUCCAUUGUCACUCAGAAUACUUCAACCAAACAUCAUUCAAGUCCAGGAGAGGAUGGGACUCAAAUGCAGUCUGACCAGUUAUUGUCCCCAAGCCUUGUUAAUUGGGACAAUGUUGUUUCCAAGAAAUACGAUGGCUCUGAAUCAACUUUAUCAUCACAUGAUCUGCCAACCACAAUAGCCCACAGACUAGAUGGUGACCCUUUGACUGAAAACCAAGGUGAUCCUGCCUAUGAGAGCAUUGGAAAUGUGGAGGGUAAAUUAACAGAAAACAAGUCUCCGAGCUCCAGCUCUGGGGGGGAGCAAAACACACAAAAGUAUAGCCCCGACAGCCUUCACCCAGGUAGUCAAGAUGAACUCAGGUCUAAUUCUGAUGGAGACUCAUCGUCAGGUUUGGAAAUGGAAAGCAUCAUUGUGUCUGGCACAGUAAAAGAGGCUGAUAGAGAGUGGCAUGAGAUAUCCAAAAAGAGUGAUGUGCAAUCAAAAGGAACAAAAAAGUCCAUGGAGACAUUCAGCAUGCUCUCCUAUGCUGCCACAGUACUGCAAACCCAGGCCCAAGCUGCACACAGAGAUCACCAGGAGUGCACAGAACAAAACAGGAAAAAACAAAUGACAGGAACUACUGACAGUCCAGAUACAGAGCAAAAUCCAGCUGCCUUGUCAACUCAUUACCAAGCAAGUCUUGAUAGUGCCACUGAACAUCACAUGGUGCCAGAAAUGACCAUUCCCAGCCAAUCAAAAAAAAAUUAUAGCCAAACGCGGUUAGAAGGAGGAAUCUAUGACGAUAAAUCAAGCAUUGUGGCCGGUAGUGUGUCACAAUCAUUAAGAUAUCCAUCAGACCACUUCCUGAAAACCAGAGAGGAAGUUUAUGUUCAUUCACAAAUCUCAAUGGAAGAUUCGGAUGAGGGUGGGCAGUCACCCUCUGCACCUCCACCAUGUCCUACUUCUUUGGGUGACUUGAAAGUCUGGAGGGGUGAGUUAGCAAGACAGGACACAUCUCAAACUACAUCUGAACAACAAUCCCCUGUAUUUACCAACAGUUCAGUCUCCCACACCAGCUCCUUAAUUGGUACUCCAUUAAGUGAAUCGGGUAUUACCACCGACAGAGGACUUGGUCUGCCAUUUUCUGGAGAUUUAAUGGAAGAUGAAACUGAUGAGGAAGAGCAGGAGGGGCAAACUAAUACUGAGCAAACUACUCUGUCAAAAUGGUCUUCUGAAGUACAAAGUGAGAGGGAACAGAAUCAACAGUUAGGAUCUUCUGAUAUGCUAAGUUUCACUGAUGAGCUCAUUGGGGACUCUUCAUUUCAACAAACACAAUUACAAACACUGGAGCAAAAAAGAGACAGACUUCCACAGAAUAUGGUGGAUUACUAUGACGAACAAGCUUUAAGGACUGUUCGUCAUAGUGAUAAAUGGGCAACUGAACAGCACAUAGGAGACCCUGAAGCUUCUCAAGAUAGCUAUUCACCCAUUUUAAGAAGACACCAAGAUGUGACAUCACAGUUUUCCUCCCAGCCAACCAAUGAGAAUGCUGCAUACCAGUGGACAGGAAGUCAGAAUGUAACUCAGGGUCAAACCCAAUAUGGGUACAACUACCACCACAUCGACCAAAGAACUGAAAACCAGAGUGCCCACCCAGCCUGCGUAGAUACUAAAUAUGACAGCCAGCAAAACGCCGCAGAUGUUUAUGCUGAGUUUACAACUGAUGCCACUGCUAUGCAGUACAGAUCUGAGCAGGCUGAGAGCUAUUAUGAACCUGGAGUUAAUGCUGAGUACAGCUUGGAUGAUCCUGGUUCCAAGUUUCAAUAUAUAGCUGAAAGCCAGUAUGGGGAUAACUCCGUGUGCACGUCUGAACUCCAGUGCUCUACAGAUCAAGCCGAAGGCCAGAGUCAGUAUGAGCCUGAAUACAGUCACUACCAGUUUGAUGACCAGCCAUUCUACCAAUCAGAUGUCCGCCCUAAGAGGGAAGAUCAUGCGCGGUAUGUGCCGGAGGAAUAUGUCCACUUUCUCCUGGAAAGACACUCCCAACAACGAGAAGGUACAGCAGGAAUGAUGAUGAAAAUGGUCUCCAGUGAGGAAGCUGCAGAAGAGAUGGAUAACAAAGAAGAUCCACCCUCCUCUGUGGAUCUGUCAGGUGGGUCCAGUCAAAGGAGAAAGUUGGCAGCUCCACCAAUGAAUGUGUCACUGGAACACAGUGAGGGAUCUCUUCUCUCAGAAGAUGCCCUGGACACAGAGGAUGAAGCUUUGGAUACUGGUGACGACCUGGAUGUCAACAUAGAUGAGCUGGACACACCUGAUGAGGCUGACUUGCACGAUGACUCUAAUCUGGGUGGAGGAGCAGCAUCAAGUGAUGGACACAAAGCAGCUGAGGAGAGCAGACUGUGGAGAGCCGUGGUGAUUGGAGAGCAGGAGCAUCGCAUUGAUAUGAAGUGUAUUGAACCAUACAAAAGAGUAAUUUCUCAUGGAGGUUAUUACGCUGAACAGAAUGCCAUCAUUGUGUUUGCAGCCUGCUUCCUACCAGACAGCAACUGUAACAAUUACAGUUAUGUAAUGGAAAACCUUUUUCUGUAUGUGAUAAGUACCUUGGAGCUAAUGGUGGCAGAAGAUUACAUGAUUGUUUAUCUGAAUGGUGCCACACCUCGCAGGAGAAUGCCUGGCUUUACAUGGAUGAAAAAGUGUUACCAAAUGAUAGACAGAAGACUGAAGAAAAACCUUAAGAUGUUCAUCAUUGUCCAUCCUUCCUGGUUCAUACGGACUUUGCUGGGAAUCACCAGACCAUUCAUAAGCUCCAAGUUCAGCAGUAAGAUCAAGUAUGUGAAUAGUCUGCAGGAGCUUGGAGAAAUCAUCCCAAUGGAGUAUGUUCACAUUCCACCCAGCAUCGUCAAACUGGAUACAGAAUUGCAAGAAAUAUCAAAUAAAGCCGACAAGACGGGGAGCUAAGUUGUUUGAUAAUUACGAGAUACCUGGUUGCUGCCUAUCUUGUUGCUUCAUUACGCUGCACUCUGCUGCAGCAUAUCUGACUAGAAGCCAGCCCACAGCAUGAUGUGUAUGCCACAUAGUUGUUAAUGCAACAACUAGCAAAGGGUUAGCAAGGAAGGUGCUGUUGUACAAAACAUCAGGCAGUUGCUUGCUCGUUGACAAACGCACCACCCUGACGGUGCUGAACACUGUUCUGUGUUUACAGGGCAGAGACUAUAAUUGUGCUGAAGGGAAAAUGCUUUAUCCUCUACUCCUAUCUGUUACACAGCAAUCAAUUUGCAUUCCUCAUAUGGUAGCUUUGACUUUGUUGACUUAGACUUCAUUUUUAGUUUGAACAAUGCUAUACAUCUUAUGUAACUGACUUUUAGAGGAAUAACUGAUUUUGUUACAUUCAUGUAUUAAUCUACCCUGUCAGAUGCCAUCUGUACCUUCUGUAACCCCUGGAAGCCAUAGUGAGGUUCAUGACUUCUUGAAGUUGUAUUACAGCCCAGAUGCUCUCAAAUUUUGUUGUGUUCCUUGGACGUUUGAGAAGUUACUGUACUGUAGCUCUGGUAAUAGACUGUAAUGUUAAGGGACACUCUAUUUAGACUGUAAUUACAGGUAGUCAAGGUUUACAAAAAUAUAAUCCACACAAGAAAGAAUCAUUAUACUUCAAGCCUGUAUUUCCGAGCUGUUGUUUUAUUAAUUAGGCAGUUGACAGAGGUGUAAGUGGCUCCUGUCACAGUGGAUUUCUGUGUUACCUCACCAUGUCACUCAGCACUUCAUACAAUCUUUAAAAGGCUGUCAGAAAGCUGUUCUAUUAACACUGUAUAUCACUGUGAAAAUACUUGCAACGUCAUAUCAUAAAGGUAGCAAAAAAGCAGUUAUCAGUAGCUGCAGUGAUGUGUUGCAUGCUUUCGGUUGUUAAUGUUUGAGAUUGUUCUGAUCUGAUUGUCCAACUGCAGAGGUGUAAUUUUAGUUGUGGUGUAUUUGUGUGUGUGUGAGUGCAUGUGUGUGUGAGAGAGAGAGAGAGAGAUUGCUGUUGCUGACUGAUGUUUAGGAAAGUGCAGUAUAGAGUAUCUACUGUACCGGUUGGGCUGUGUCUACUUUUAUCAGCUUUUUGUUAUAUUUGUAUACGUUUGUUUGUAGCUUGGCAGGUAUUUGUUGUAAAAUAUGUCACAUGUUUUUACUUCAUUAAAAACGUGUUCCUCUUCAACAAAUAUACCACACACCACAAUGCACCUGUUGAACCCUGCAUAAUAAUUAAAAGUGCU
Molecule: messenger RNA, 7046 nt
Organism: Scatophagus argus
Lineage: Eukaryota; Metazoa; Chordata; Actinopteri; Scatophagidae
Exons: 14
Coding region: 64-5754 (1896 amino acids)
Biological process (GO): apoptotic process
Cellular component (GO): cytoplasm
Source: RefSeq, a predicted model, not a curated record